CCAAUUAGCAACACUGUUUCAAAGUUAAAGAUUAUAAAGGCAAUCCGUAAUAAACAAAGCAAUUGCGAUAAAUAAGUAAAUAAAUAUUUUAAGCCGCAAUGGAAUACGUGCGUUCUAUUUGGACUUGCGUUGCUUCGAUUUGCACCUGCUGGCAAUGCAACGAAGACUUAGGCACACAGGGCAUAGAACCAACUGAGAGGACACACCUUCUAGCCGACACCGAGAAUCAUAGUCCAGCUUUGCGUAGAAGUAAUUCUGUUGACUUAAACAAUGAUUAUUCCCAGUCCCUGCCCAAGAAGGAUGAUCAGAAUGCAUUAUCUAGACUGGUGCAAAACACAGCCAUAAAUAUGAUUAACGUUAGUGCCAUGGACUGCCAAAAUCUUGAACAUCAAGAAUACACAGACAGAAUUAAGUUAUAUUCGCAGCGCAUGCAACAGAUAUGGAACAAUGUUCAGCAUCCUGGAGUCGCUACCAAAGGCCUUUUAAAAGAUGUUCCCAACCAUCAGUUUUAUGCUUCGAAACCAAUAUUUCUGGAAGAUACAAAUCAGAUGAAAUGGCUUAUUGAAAAAUCCCAUGGGGCAGUUUUGGAAAUCCAGAUUGACCAUAAGGAGUCAGUCGUUGUGCCAUUUCGUAUACCUUAAACACCCUUAAAAAAAAAACAAAACACAAAAAUUUCGACUUGUUUAAGAUAAAGUAACCUCUGGGAAAUCAGUUAACUGGCCUUAUUAUUAUAUUUAGUACCUACAUAAGUAUAACUAACAUAAAACUAUUGCUUUGAACAUUUAUAUCCAAAAGAAGUAUAUCAAUAUGUCUUUUGAUUUAAAUCAUAAGUACUGGAUAUCUACUAGAAAAGAUAUUGCACAACUAAUAAAAAAGCAGAAUCGUCUAAAAACAAUUGAA
This is a messenger RNA of Drosophila willistoni, 900 nucleotides long. RefSeq lists its product as uncharacterized. Bases 99 to 641 code for a protein of 180 amino acids. The transcript is spliced from 5 exons. Gene Ontology annotation, cellular component: late endosome membrane; Ragulator complex; lysosome. Gene Ontology annotation, molecular function: guanyl-nucleotide exchange factor activity; molecular adaptor activity. Lineage: Eukaryota; Metazoa; Arthropoda; Insecta; Diptera; Drosophilidae. Gene Ontology annotation, biological process: cholesterol homeostasis; lysosome organization; positive regulation of TOR signaling. The record is from RefSeq and is a predicted model, not a curated record.